AUGGCAGCCAACGCGACCGAGGCGUGUCUUAUUGACCCCAACCCAGAUGUGGUCGGCGUCGGGAUCCGCGUCUCCCUCUACGUUCUCGCCCUCGCCAACCACCUCUGCGCCUACACCUUCCACUCGGCCGAGCUCACCACCGCCAUCGAAUCGUCCCUCGGCGUCACGGGCCUCGCCAUCUUCCUGACCACCGUCAUCAUCACGGCGCGCGGCGAAUUCGACCUGUUCCACGCCCUCUGCGUCUUCCACCUCCUCGGCAUCGUGGGGCUCGCUGCCCGCCCCGUGGGGCGCUACCCCGCUGGCGUCGUCCGCCGUGUUGUCUUUUCGGCGUUUUACGUCCUUGUUUCGGUCGGCACGCUGGUUUAUCUGAUUUAUGUGUUUGCUACGGCGCCGACGUUUGGGGGUAGCGCCGAGUGCAACGGCAGCGUUGUGUAUGUGUUUUUCGGCGUCGACAUUCAGGCGACCAGCCCCGUUCUUCGCUGGUUGUUUGUCGGCGCCCUUGGGAUCCUGCUCUUUGCUCUCGGCUGUGCCUUGCUGCUUGUCGCUUGCGUGAGCAUCGAUGUGCUGUUUGGCCGUGACUUUCGGGGCUUUUUCGGCGGCGGGCAGGAUGGAGGUGAGGCAAAGAAGAGGCCGGCUGUGUACCAGCUCGUCAGCUACCUGGCCGGUACGAUAUAUCUUCUUGUGAUGCUGGAGCUGAUGGUGCGACGGAACCCGCUCGGUCCUGGGCUGGACGAGUAG
Messenger RNA from Thermothielavioides terrestris NRRL 8126, 738 nucleotides. RefSeq lists its product as uncharacterized. The record is from RefSeq and is a predicted model, not a curated record. The coding region runs from base 1 to 738 and encodes 245 amino acids. The transcript is spliced from 2 exons. Lineage: Eukaryota; Fungi; Ascomycota; Sordariomycetes; Sordariales; Chaetomiaceae.